UUAGUACCUUUUCAGCAGUCCAACAUUUCAGUAGCCGAUUACGAUUUGUUUCGGGAAGCGUGAAACUUGCUAAAAGCCCAGUUGUUGUUAUUUAUUAUUUUCAAAGUUUUGUUUUACUUUAAUUUUGCUAUAAUGGUUCAGGCCUGGUACAUGGAUGAGGAACAAACUGAUCAACGUCUAGAACAUCAUCGUAAUCCAAAAGAAUUCCUGGAUUUAGAUGAAUUAUUAAAGAAAACCGGAGUUGAGUAUUUUAAGAUUGAUGCAGACAACUACAAGAACGAUUCUCUUCUGGCUGAGAUUAGAAAGAAGAGAAAUUAUUCCUACGAAGAUGAGAUCAAUUGUUCAAAAGAGUGUCUAUCUGACUACGAAAACAAGUUAAAGUCCUUCUUCACUGAACACUUGCAUACAGAUGAAGAAAUUCGUUUUGUUAUUGAUGGAUCGGGAUAUUUUGAUGUCAGAGAUGCUGAUGAAAAAUGGAUUCGCAUUGCUGUAUCCAAAGGUGACAUGAUUGUAAUCCCAGCUGGAAUCUAUCAUCGCUUUACUUUGGAUGUAAAUAAUUACAUCAAAGCAAAGCGUUACUUUGUUGGAGAGCCUGUUUGGUUGCCAUAUAAUAGGCCAGCUGAUGAAAUGGAAUGCAGAAAAGCAUAUUUGCAACAACAAGCAAAUGGUUUUGUUAAUUUGGGCAAAGCCUAAGUGAGGCAAUUGUGUUUUGUUACGGCGAGAUAUUUACCCCUGAGCUUAUUAAUUUUAACCAAUUACUAAAAUCGUUAAUUUUGUUUUAAAUUUAUAUCAUUAUUUUGUAAAUAAAUAAAAUAUCAAAUAAGCUAAAAAA
This is a messenger RNA of Eupeodes corollae, 832 nucleotides long. It is a transcript of the gene Adi1, whose product is annotated as acireductone dioxygenase. The transcript has 5 exons. Lineage: Eukaryota; Metazoa; Arthropoda; Insecta; Diptera; Syrphidae. The record is from RefSeq and is a predicted model, not a curated record. Bases 133 to 693 code for a protein of 186 amino acids. Gene Ontology annotation, molecular function: acireductone dioxygenase [iron(II)-requiring] activity.